Aspergillus alliaceus is the source of this 438-nucleotide messenger RNA. RefSeq lists its product as uncharacterized. The transcript has a single exon. The coding region runs from base 1 to 438 and encodes 145 amino acids. Gene Ontology annotation, biological process: ribosomal large subunit biogenesis. The record is from RefSeq and is a predicted model, not a curated record. NCBI's taxonomy places the organism in Eukaryota, Fungi, Ascomycota, Eurotiomycetes, Eurotiales, Aspergillaceae. Gene Ontology annotation, cellular component: nucleolus.
AUGAAGCGUCAACCCCGCAAGCUGAAGUGGACCAAGACCAGCAGAGCCGCAAAUGGAAAGGAAAUGAUUGUCGAUUCGUCCCUUGUCCUAUCUCAGUUCGCCAAGAAGAGGAACGCCCCCGUCAAGUACGAUCGAAACCUCGUGGCCGCUACCGUCAAGGCUAUGGAGAGAGUAGAGGAGAUCCGUCAACGCAGAGAGCGUGCUUUCACGAAGCGCAGGCUGGCCGGCAAGCUCGCUCGGGACCGCAAGCGCGAGGAAGAUCGGAAGGUUGUUGCAGAGGGCGAACACCUUAUUCGCAAGGAGCUGCGCAACAGAGAGGAAGGAAUGCCCUUGGUAUCCGAGCCCGCCAAGAUCCACAACGAGGGGAUGCCCAGGCAGAAGAAGAAGACCAGAAUUCUGGUCGAUGGCACAACUCAGGAGGAAAUGGACGUCGAUUAA